This is a messenger RNA of Lasiosphaeria miniovina, 1845 nucleotides long. RefSeq names its product putative single-stranded DNA-binding protein 68k chain. The transcript has 4 exons. Gene Ontology annotation, cellular component: nucleus; DNA replication factor A complex. Bases 1 to 1845 code for a protein of 614 amino acids. Gene Ontology annotation, molecular function: single-stranded telomeric DNA binding; damaged DNA binding. The record is from RefSeq and is a predicted model, not a curated record. Gene Ontology annotation, biological process: nucleotide-excision repair; meiotic cell cycle; telomere maintenance via telomerase. NCBI's taxonomy places the organism in Eukaryota, Fungi, Ascomycota, Sordariomycetes, Sordariales, Lasiosphaeriaceae.
AUGGCCGAAUCACAAGUCACACAGGGCGCGAUAGACGCCAUAUUCAACGAUCCCAAUCAUGCCACGACGCGUUUCCCAGUCCCCAUUCUGCAAUGCCUCCAGAUCAAGACGCUCGAGGCGAAAGCCCAGGGCGGCGGCCCGGCUGAGCGGUACCGCGUCGUCCUCAGCGACAUCCGCAACUACGUGCAGUGCAUGUUGGCGACGCAGGCGAACCGUGUCGUGCAUGACGGCCUUCUCCAGCGUGGAUGCAUUGUGCGCAUGAAGUCAUACCAGGCGCAAUCUCUCAAGGGCAAGAACGUCCUGAUCAUCCUGGAUCUCGACAUCAUUGAGUCCCUCGGCGCGCCGGAAAAGAUCGGCGACCCGGUAGCUGUCGAGACCAGAGCCACCGAGCCGCAUACCACCACCAUCGGCGGUUCCGGCUUCUACGGCGCGAAGGAGGAGUCUACCACACAGGAAGUGAAGCCGCAAGUGCCGAAGCAGCUUCCCUCGCGUGCCGGCGCUGGAGGAGGCGGCGCAGGCGGCCCUGGCGCAGCGAACGUAAUCUACCCCAUUGAGGCACUCUCUCCGUAUGCACACAAGUGGACCAUCAAGGCGCGGGUCACGAGCAAAUCGGAUAUCAAGACAUGGCACAAGGCAAGCGGCGAAGGCAAGCUCUUCAGCGUCAACUUGCUGGACGAGAGCGGCGAGAUUCGGGCGACGGGCUUCAACGACCAACUGGACUCGUUCUACGAGCUGCUGCAGGAGGGUAAUGUUUACUACAUCUCCAGCCCGUGCAAGGUUCAGCUUGCCAAGAAGCAGUUCAGCAAUCUGCCUAACGACUACGAGCUCACGUUUGAGCGCGACACGGUCAUCGAGAAGGCCGAGGAUCAAGCCAACGUGCCGCAGAUCCGCUUCAACUUUUGCAACAUCGAGGAGCUAAAGGAUGUGGAGAAGGACGCCACGGUUGACAUAGUUGGCGUGUUGAAGGAGGUGGAGGAUGUGACGCAAAUCGUGUCCAAGACGACGCAGAAGCCGUACGACAAGCGGGAGCUCGUCUUGGUGGACGACACGGGCUACUCGGUGCGCGUGACCAUCUGGGGAAAAACGGCGACUAACUUUGAUGCCGGCCUGGAGUCCAUCGUCGCCUUCAAGGGCACUCGCGUCAGCGACUUUGGCGGCCGCAGCUUGUCGCUGCUCUCGUCGGGCACCAUGUCGGUCGACCCGGACAUUCCCGAAGCACACCGUCUGAAGGGUUGGUACGAUGCCUCGGGCCGGAGCAACAGCUACGCGACGCACAGCAACUUGGCAUCUAUGGGCGCCGCCACCGGCCGCAAGGACGACCUCAAGACAAUCUCGGAGGUGAAAGACGAGAAUCUGGGCAUGGAUGAGCCGGCAUUUUUCUCGCUCAAGGCGACCGUUGUUCACAUCCGGCAGGAGAACUUUUGCUACCCGGCCUGCCGCAGCGAGGGCUGCAACAAGAAGGUGACAGACAUGGGCGACGGCACAUGGCGCUGCGAGAAGUGCAACGUCAGCCACGACCGGCCCGAGUACCGCUACAUUAUGAGUGUAAACAUCAACGACCAUACCGGCCAGCUGUGGCUCAGCUGCUUCGACGAAACGGCCAGACUCAUCAUGGGCGGCAGGUCGGCCGACGAGAUGGUGGAGCUCCGCGAACUGGACGACGGCCGCUUUGUCGCCGAGUUUGAGGCGGCAAACUGCAGAAAGCUCAACUUUCGAUGCCGCGCCAAGAUGGACACGUAUGGCGACCAGCAGCGGAUUCGCUACCAAGUUCUUGGUGCCUCGUUGUUGGACUACAAGUCCGAAGCGCACAAGCUUGCUGACUUGAUCAAGCUAAUGAACGUUUAG